GUUUUGAUUUAUAUCCAAGAGUAAGAAAGUGGCUGUUCAAGACGAGCCGGUGGGAUGAAGCCUUGGUGCAGCAUCCGGCUUUUGUACCAUUGGCUUGCAUCAGUCAAAGCUUCAGUUCGUCUCUUAUUCCCCCUUGAGAUCGAAAGUGCCAAGAGCAUCCUUUCUCAAACCUUAUCCGCAACCCCUGCCAAGAAAUCAAUCUACACGCCGGCAAACGUCUUGUUCUAACUCUACACGUGGGCUAGCGCGAAUUUCCUCUUCCAUGAUAAAAGCGAUUUAACCACAAGCCAGUUAGAUUAAUAGGUGGAAUUUCCGCAGCAUCAUCCAGGGAUAUCCCAACCCCGCACGGAAAACGACGUGGUGCGCAGGUCGGUGGUGGACAAGGGUCGCAUUUCCGACCAUGGCUUCGGACGACCUUUAAAAGACACUAAAUCGCCAAAGGUGUGGAAGAUGUCAGUCUAGGUCUAUGUCGGUCUUCAUCGCUAAUUGACUUAUCCGCAAUGUUGGGUUUCGACAAGCUCUCUGCCGCCUGGCUCAUGGCCAUGAUGUCUGUCAAGCCAGUGACAUCGACUCUCCUUUACGCCGCUUCGCACGCCGGAACUGUCACCACUCUCGACCUCCAAACUUCGGAAUCCGGAACGAUCUUGAAGGCCAUUGCCACGAACACUGAUUGCGCGGCGAACCCCUCUUGGCUCACUCUUGAUCAGUCAAAGUCCCUGCUCUACUGUGCGGAUCGAGGUCUCACCAACCCCAAUGGCACGCUCGUUUCUUUCCAAAAGUCUGAGAAUGGGACCCUCGAGCUGCUUGGGAAGCUCCCUACCAUCAAGGGAGCUGUGAGCUCCGUUGUCUAUGGCAAGAAUGGUGGAGGUAUUGCCUUGGCUUCGUACCCGGCAUCAUCCUUUGAAGUGUUUUUCGUGGAGGACCCAAACGACAUCAAAAGACUUCAGUCUUGGACGUACACGCUGAGCCAGCCAGGACCGAAGCCGGCACAGAAUGCCCCGCACCCCCACGAGGCCAUCCUUGACCCCACGGGGCAGUACGUGCUAGUGCCGGAUUUGGGAGCGGAUUUGGUUCGGGUUUUUGCAAUCAACCAGGAAUCCUACCAACUGACGCCCCUCACCCCACUGAACGUUGCGGUUGGCAGUGGUCCCAGACACGCCAGAUUCCUCGUCACCAAGGAAAAGACCUACUUCUUUGUUCUGGCCGAGCUUGGAAACAUUGUCACCACGUACGAAGUUCACUAUGGUCGCAACAAGACCUUGAGCUUUACCGAAGUCUUCAGCGUCGGUACCCACGGCCCCGACAACACGGUGCCUGUUGGGGCUGCUGCAGCUGAGAUCCACAUCUCGCCUGACUCUGAGUAUCUCAUUGUCUCUUCACGAAAUGUCAGCACCUUCAGCAUUCCCAACUUUGACACCACCAACAGCACUGAGAUCAAGAGUGAUGCUCUUGUAACAUUCAAGAUCGACCACAAGACCGGUCACCUUGGUUUCACUCAGAUCUUCCCGUCAGGUGGCAUGAUUCCCCGCCAGUUCUCGAUCAACAAGGCUGGUACUCAAGUUGCUGUGGGUUUACAGCAGGACGGCCGGGCGGUUAUCAUUGAUCGCGAAGUGAGCACUGGUCUUCUGAAGGGGUUCGCCGCGAACAUCUCUAUCGCGGGCGAAGUUGUUUGUGUCAUCUUUGAUGAGUGA
Messenger RNA from Colletotrichum acutatum, 1691 nucleotides. RefSeq names its product YkgB protein. NCBI's taxonomy places the organism in Eukaryota, Fungi, Ascomycota, Sordariomycetes, Glomerellales, Glomerellaceae. The coding region runs from base 501 to 1691 and encodes 396 amino acids. Gene Ontology annotation, molecular function: protein binding; 6-phosphogluconolactonase activity. The record is from RefSeq and is a predicted model, not a curated record. The transcript is spliced from 3 exons.